Helobdella robusta is the source of this 1155-nucleotide messenger RNA. RefSeq lists its product as hypothetical. NCBI's taxonomy places the organism in Eukaryota, Metazoa, Annelida, Clitellata, Rhynchobdellida, Glossiphoniidae. Gene Ontology annotation, cellular component: nucleoplasm; chromatin. The record is from RefSeq and is a predicted model, not a curated record. Gene Ontology annotation, molecular function: ubiquitin-protein transferase activity; zinc ion binding. Gene Ontology annotation, biological process: positive regulation of DNA-templated transcription. The coding region runs from base 1 to 1155 and encodes 384 amino acids. The transcript has a single exon.
AUGGCCGAUCUACUGACUUGUGAUGGCUGUCAACAGGUGAAAACAAAACUUCUUCCUUGUAAACAUUCGCACUGUCUUUCCUGUUUGGAAAAAAAUUCCGAAACAGUAGAAAAAAUAAAAUGUGUCGUUUGUGGGGAAGUUCACGCCAGACCUCAGAACCUAGAUUCACUUCCUGAUAACAAUUUCAUCACAACGUUUGAAAAAAUUAAACAGAAAUACGAAGUAAAAAUGAUUGGCAACAAUUAUUGCGAUACAUGUGGAGAUGGUCAAAAAGUGGCGGAGAAGUAUUGUGCCCACUGCAGACAACAUCUCUGUCUGUCUUGUCUUCAAAUGCAUAAUAAGUUCAAAAUGAACCAGAAACACGAGGUGGUUGACGUUAAUGUUGAUUCAUCAAGUUACAAUGAGGCCAUAAAGAAAGUUGAUUAUGAGAAGUGUCUUACUCACGAUCAAAAUAUAGACAUCUAUUGCCAGGACUGCAACCAGUUCAUUUGUUUAAAGUGUUUCAUAUUUCAGCACAAAGAACAUAAAUUCACGGAAAUAAGUUCAAAAGUUGAAGAGGAUAAAAAAAAGAUUGAAUCUACAAUCGCUGAACUUCAAAAAAAUUUAGUUAUUUAUGAUGAAAAACUGGAAAUUUUUGAAGAAACAUCUGUGAAAUCUGAAAUAAUAUCAAAAAUUUGCUCAAACGGUAACGCCUUGAAAGUUUUCAUUGAUAAUUUUAUAAAGGAUUUCGUUGACUUAACUGAAAAACUGUUCCAAAUGUAUCAUGGUGAACUAAUAAAAGAAUCUAAACUUGAAAUUUGCAACGAAAAAAAAAUAAUUGAAGCAAGAAUUUCUUCUUUAAUCGAAACCAUGAAUGAUCUCAACUUUCAAACUGUGAUUCACAAAAAAUACGACCUCUGUGUUACCAAGUGCAAAACGUUUUAUAUACAGUAUCCCUUUAUCGAGUUUCGCGAACCAUCAACUUUGUUAUACUAUAAUUUAUUAGAUUACGUUGCAUAUGGGUUUUUACCUUUGGUCGCAGAAAUGUUCCCAGAUAAGCAGCAUGAAAAAAAUUUUGAUUCAUCUGGUCCUAAUGCAAUGAAAAAUGCAAAGAGGAUUUCUAUCACUGAGUUAAUAGGCCGUGUAUAUAUCAAAAAUAUUUAUUUGACAGUUUAA